UUAAAAAGCUCCAAGAACUGCCUUGUUUCCAGACUACAUCUUCUCACUUGCUAACAAGGAUCUCUGAGUUCAGCAGCCAUGAGUUCAGACCAGGAGAUGGCCAUUUUUGGGGAGGCAGCUCCGUACCUCCGAAAGUCUGAAAAGGAGCGCAUUGAGGCCCAGAAUAGGCCCUUUGAUGCCAAGACAUCUGUCUUUGUGGUGGAGCCCAAAGAAUCCUUUGUGAAAGGGACCAUCCAGAGCAGAGAAGGAGGGAAAGUGACGGUGAAGACGGAAGCUGGAGCGACUCUGACAGUGAAAGAUGAUCAAGUCUUCCCCAUGAACCCUCCCAAGUACGACAAGAUCGAGGACAUGGCCAUGAUGACCCACCUGCACGAGCCCGCUGUGCUGUACAACCUCAAGGAGCGUUACGCAGCCUGGAUGAUCUACACCUACUCGGGCCUCUUCUGCGUCACGGUGAACCCCUACAAGUGGCUGCCGGUGUACAACCCCGAGGUGGUGGGUGCCUACCGAGGCAAGAAGCGCCAGGAGGCCCCGCCCCACAUCUUCUCCAUCUCCGACAACGCCUAUCAGUUCAUGCUGACAGACCGAGAGAAUCAGUCAAUCCUGAUCACCGGAGAAUCUGGUGCAGGGAAGACCGUGAACACCAAGCGUGUCAUCCAGUACUUUGCAACAAUUGCAGUCACUGGGGAGAAGAAGAAGGAGGAAGCUACCUCUGGCAAAAUGCAGGGGACCCUUGAAGAUCAAAUCAUCAGCGCCAACCCCCUACUGGAGGCCUUUGGCAACGCCAAGACCGUGAGGAAUGACAACUCCUCUCGCUUUGGUAAAUUCAUCAGAAUCCACUUUGGCACCACAGGGAAGCUGGCUUCUGCUGAUAUUGAAACAUAUCUGCUAGAGAAGUCUAGAGUUACUUUCCAGCUUAAGGCGGAAAGGAGCUAUCAUAUUUUUUAUCAGAUCACAUCGAACAAGAAACCAGAACUAAUUGAAAUGCUUCUGAUCACCACCAACCCAUAUGACUACCCAUUUGUCAGUCAAGGGGAGAUCAGUGUGGCUAGCAUUGAUGAUCAAGAAGAGCUGAUGGCAACAGAUAGUGCUAUUGAUAUUUUGGGCUUCACUAAUGAAGAGAAAGUCUCCAUCUACAAGCUCACAGGGGCUGUGAUGCAUUAUGGGAACUUGAAGUUCAAGCAGAAGCAGCGGGAGGAGCAGGCUGAGCCAGAUGGCACUGAAGUUGCUGACAAGGCGGCCUAUCUCCAGAGUCUGAACUCUGCUGACCUGCUCAAAGCCCUCUGCUACCCCAGGGUCAAGGUCGGCAAUGAGUACGUCACCAAAGGCCAGACUGUAGAGCAGGUGACCAACGCUGUGGGCGCUCUGGCCAAAGCCAUCUACGACAAGAUGUUCCUGUGGAUGGUCACCCGCAUCAACCAGCAGCUGGACACCAAGCAGCCCAGACAGUACUUCAUCGGGGUCUUGGACAUCGCCGGCUUUGAGAUCUUUGAUUUCAACAGCCUGGAGCAGCUGUGCAUCAACUUCACCAACGAGAAGCUGCAACAGUUCUUCAACCACCACAUGUUCGUGCUGGAGCAGGAGUCCUCCCGCCACGACUGUGACCUGCUGCGGGAACAGUAUGAGGAGGAGCAGGAAUCCAAGGCCGAGCUGCAGAGGGCGCUGUCCAAGGCCAACAGCGAGGUGUCCCAGUGGAGGACCAAAUACGAGACGGACGCCAUCCAGCGCACAGAGGAGCUGGAGGAGGCCAAGAAGAAGCUGGCCCAGCAUCUGCAAGAAGCCGAGGAGCACGUAGAAGCCGUGAACGCAAAAUGCGCUUCCCUCGAGAAGACAAAGCAGCGGCUCCAGAAUGAGGUGGAGGACCUCAUGCUGGACGUGGAGAGAACCAACGCGGCCUGCGCCGCCCUGGACAAGAAGCAGAGGAACUUCGACAAGAUCCUGGCAGAGUGGAAACAGAAGUAUGAGGAAACCCAGGCUGAGCUUGAGGCCUCUCAGAAGGAGGCCCGCUCUCUCAGCACUGAGCUGUUCAAGAUGAAGAAUGCCUACGAGGAAUCCUUGGAUCAGCUGGAAACUUUGAAACGAGAGAACAAAAACUUGCAGCAGGAGAUUUCUGACCUCACAGAGCAGAUUGCAGAAGGAGGGAAACAUAUCCAUGAACUGGAGAAGAUAAAGAAACAAGUGGAACAAGAGAAGUGUGAACUUCAGGCUGCUUUAGAGGAAGCAGAGGCAUCUCUUGAACAUGAAGAGGGAAAGAUCCUGCGCAUCCAGCUGGAGUUGAACCAGGUCAAGUCUGAGGUCGACAGGAAAAUUGCUGAGAAGGAUGAGGAAAUUGACCAGCUGAAGAGAAACCACAUCAGAGUGGUGGAGUCGAUGCAGACCAUGCUGGAUGCUGAGAUCAGGAGCAGGAAUGAUGCCAUCAGGCUCAAGAAGAAGAUGGAAGGAGACCUCAAUGAGAUGGAAAUCCAGCUGAACCAUGCCAACCGCAUGGCCGCAGAGGCCCUGAGGAACUACAGGAACACCCAAGGCAUCCUCAAAGACACCCAGAUCCACCUGGAUGACGCUCUCCGGGGCCAGGAGGACCUGAAGGAACAGCUGGCCAUGGUGGAGCGCAGAGCCAACCUGCUGCAGGCCGAGAUCGAGGAGCUGCGGGCCACUCUGGAGCAGACGGAGAGGAGCAGGAAAAUCGCAGAACAGGAGCUCCUGGAUGCCAGUGAGAGGGUCCAGCUCCUGCACACCCAGAAUACCAGCCUGAUCAACACCAAGAAGAAGUUGGAAACAGACAUUUCCCAAAUGCAAGGAGAAAUGGAGGACAUUAUCCAGGAAGCCCGCAAUGCAGAGGAGAAGGCCAAGAAGGCCAUCACUGAUGCAGCCAUGAUGGCCGAGGAGCUGAAGAAGGAGCAGGACACCAGCGCCCACCUGGAGCGCAUGAAGAAGAACCUGGAGCAGACAGUGAAGGACCUGCAACAUCGUCUGGACGAGGCUGAGCAGCUGGCCCUGAAGGGCGGGAAGAAGCAGAUCCAGAAACUGGAGGCCAGGGUACGUGAGCUGGAAGGAGAGGUUGAGAGUGAGCAAAAGCGUAAUGCGGAAGCUGUGAAAGGUCUGCGCAAACACGAGAGAAGAGUGAAGGAACUCACUUACCAGACAGAAGAAGAUCGGAAAAAUAUUCUCAGACUUCAGGAUUUGGUAGAUAAACUUCAGGCCAAAGUGAAAUCUUACAAGAGACAAGCUGAGGAGGCUGAAGAACAAUCCAACACAAAUCUAUCCAAAUUCCGUAAGCUCCAGCACGAGCUGGAGGAGGCUGAGGAACGGGCUGACAUUGCUGAGUCCCAGGUCAACAAGCUGCGGGUGAAGAGCCGAGAGGUUCACACAAAAGUCAUAAGUGAAGACUUCAAGAUCGAGGACAUGGCCAUGAUGACCCACCUGCACGAGCCCGCUGUGCUGUACAACCUCAAGGAGCGUUACGCAGCCUGGAUGAUCUACACCUACUCAGGCCUCUUCUGCGUCACGGUCAACCCCUACAAGUGGCUGCCGGUGUACAAUGCAGAGGUGGUGACAGCCUACCGAGGCAAGAAGCGUCAGGAGGCCCCGCCCCACAUCUUCUCCAUCUCUGACAACGCCUAUCAGUUCAUGCUGACGGAUCGGGAGAAUCAGUCCAUCUUAAUCACUGGAGAAUCUGGUGCGGGCAAGACUGUGAACACCAAGCGUGUCAUCCAGUACUUUGCAACAAUUGCAGUCACUGGGGAGAAGAAGAAGGAGGAAAUUACUUCUGGCAAAAUACAGGGGACCCUUGAAGAUCAAAUCAUCAGUGCCAACCCUCUACUAGAGGCCUUUGGCAACGCCAAGACUGUGAGGAAUGACAACUCCUCUCGCUUUGGUAAAUUCAUCAGGAUCCACUUCGGUACCACGGGAAAACUGGCUUCUGCUGAUAUUGAAACAUAUCUUCUGGAGAAGUCUAGAGUUACUUUCCAGCUGAAGGCGGAAAGAAGCUACCACAUUUUCUAUCAGAUCACGUCUAACAAGAAGCCAGAUCUAAUUGAAAUGCUCCUGAUCACCACCAACCCAUAUGACUAUGCCUUUGUCAGUCAAGGGGAGAUCACCGUCCCUAGCAUUGAUGACCAAGAAGAGCUGAUGGCCACAGAUAGUGCCAUUGACAUCCUGGGCUUCACUCCUGAAGAGAAAGUCUCCAUCUACAAGCUCACGGGGGCUGUGAUGCAUUAUGGGAACAUGAAGUUCAAGCAGAAGCAGCGUGAGGAGCAAGCCGAGCCAGACGGCACUGAAGUUGCUGACAAGGUGGCCUAUCUCCAGAGUCUGAACUCUGCUGACCUGCUCAAAGCCCUCUGCUACCCCAGGGUCAAGAGGAAACUGGAGGACGAGUGUUCAGAGCUCAAGAAAGACAUUGACGACCUUGAGCUGACCCUGGCCAAGGUUGAAAAGGAGAAGCAUGCCACGGAGAACAAGGUGAAAAACCUCACAGAAGAGAUGGCAGGCCUGGAUGAAACCAUCGCGAAGCUGACCAAGGAGAAGAAGGCCCUCCAAGAGGCCCACCAGCAGACCCUGGAUGAUCUGCAGGCAGAAGAGGACAAAGUCAACACCCUGACCAAAGCUAAAAUCAAGCUUGAACAACAAGUAGAUGAUCUUGAAGGAUCCUUGGAACAAGAAAAGAAAAUCCGAAUGGAUCUAGAAAGAGCAAAAAGGAAACUAGAGGGAGACCUAAAAUUAGCUCAAGAAUCCACAAUGGAUGUUGAAAAUGACAAGCAGCAACUCGAUGAGAAACUCAAAAAGAAAGAGUUUGAAAUGAGCAAUCUGCAAAGCAAGAUUGAAGAUGAGCAGGCCCUCGCAAUGCAGCUACAGAAGAAGAUCAAGGAGUUACAGGCCCGCCUCGAGGAGCUGGAGGAGGAAAUCGAGGCAGAGCGGGCCUCCCGGGCCAAAGCAGAGAAGCAGCGCUCUGACCUCUCCCGGGAACUGGAAGAGAUCAGCGAGCGGCUGGAGGAAGCCGGCGGGGCCACCUCCGCCCAGAUCGAGAUGAACAAGAAGCGCGAGGCUGAGUUCCAGAAAAUGCGCAGGGACCUGGAGGAGGCCACCCUGCAGCAUGAAGCCACGGCGGCCACCCUGAGGAAGAAGCACGCGGACAGCGUGGCCGAGCUCGGGGAGCAGAUAGACAACUUGCAGAGGGUCAAGCAGAAGCUGGAGAAGGAGAAGAGCGAGAUGAAGAUGGAGAUCGAUGACCUCACCAGCAACAUGGAGACGGUCUCCAAAGCCAAGGGGAACCUUGAAAAGAUGUGUCGUACUCUAGAAGAUCAGGUGAGCGAACUUAAGACAAAGGAAGAGGAGCAGCAGCGGCUGAUCAACGACCUGACGGCUCAGAGAGCGCGUCUGCAGACAGAAUCAGGUGAAUAUUCACGCCAGCUAGAUGAAAAGGACUCAUUAGUUUCUCAGCUCUCAAGGGGCAAACAAGCAUUCACACAACAGAUAGAGGAACUGAAAAGGCAGCUUGAGGAGGAAAUAAAGGCCAAGAGUGCUCUGGCCCAUGCCCUGCAAUCAGCCCGCCAUGACUGUGACCUGCUGCGGGAACAGUAUGAGGAGGAGCAGGAGGGCAAGGCUGAGCUGCAGAGGGCAAUGUCCAAGGCCAACAGCGAGGUGGCCCAAUGGAGGACCAAAUACGAGACGGAUGCCAUCCAGCGCACAGAGGAGCUGGAGGAGGCCAAAAAGAAGCUGGCUCAACGUCUACAGGAUGCUGAGGAGCACGUAGAAGCUGUGAACGCCAAAUGUGCUUCCCUUGAAAAGACAAAGCAGCGGCUCCAGAAUGAGGUGGAGGACCUCAUGAUUGACGUGGAGAGAACCAACGCAGCCUGUGCCGCCCUGGACAAGAAGCAGAGGAACUUCGACAAGAUCCUGGCAGAAUGGAAACAGAAGUAUGAAGAAACUCAUGCUGAACUUGAAGCUUCCCAAAAGGAGUCCCGCUCCCUUAGCACAGAGCUGUUCAAGAUUAAGAAUGCUUAUGAGGAAUCUUUAGACCAACUUGAAACCUUGAAGCGGGAAAAUAAGAAUUUGCAACAGGAGAUUUCUGAUCUCACUGAGCAGAUUGCAGAAGGAGGGAAACGUAUCCAUGAACUGGAAAAGAUAAAGAAACAAGUGGAACAAGAGAAGUCUGAACUUCAGGCUGCUUUAGAGGAGGCAGAGGCAUCUCUUGAACAUGAAGAGGGAAAGAUCCUGCGCAUCCAGCUGGAGUUGAACCAGGUCAAGUCUGAGGUCGACAGGAAAAUUGCUGAGAAGGAUGAGGAAAUUGACCAGCUGAAGAGAAACCACAUCAGGGUCGUGGAGUCGAUGCAGAGCACCCUGGAUGCUGAAAUCAGGAGCAGGAAUGAUGCCAUCAGGCUCAAGAAGAAGAUGGAAGGAGACCUCAAUGAGAUGGAAAUCCAGCUGAACCAUGCCAACCGCAUGGCCGCAGAGGCCCUGAGGAACUACAGGAACACCCAAGGCAUCCUCAAAGACACCCAGAUCCACCUGGAUGACGCUCUCCGGGGCCAGGAGGACCUGAAGGAACAGCUGGCCAUGGUGGAGCGCAGAGCCAACCUGCUGCAGGCUGAGAUCGAGGAGAUGAGGGCUACUCUGGAGCAGACGGAGAGAAGCAGGAAAAUCGCAGAACAGGAGCUCCUGGACGCCAGUGAGCGCGUCCAGCUCCUGCACACCCAGAACACCAGCCUGAUCAACACCAAGAAGAAACUGGAAACAGACAUUUCCCAGAUCCAGGGAGAGAUGGAUGACAUUGUCCAGGAAGCCCGCAAUGCAGAGGAGAAGGCCAAGAAGGCCAUCACUGAUGCAGCCAUGAUGGCCGAGGAGCUGAAGAAGGAGCAGGACACCAGCGCCCACCUGGAGCGCAUGAAGAAGAACCUGGAGCAGACAGUGAAGGACCUGCAACAUCGUCUGGACGAGGCUGAGCAGCUGGCCCUGAAGGGCGGGAAGAAGCAGAUCCAGAAACUGGAGGCCAGGGUCCGUGAACUUGAAGGAGAAGUUGAAAGUGAACAGAAGCACAACGUUGAAACUGUCAAGAGUCUACGCAAACAUGAGAGGAGAGUGAAGGAACUCACUUACCAGACUGAGGAAGACCGCAAGAAUGUGCUCAGACUCCAAGAUCUGGUAGAUAAACUGCAAGCGAAGGUGAAAGCUUACAAGAGACAAGCUGAGGAAGCGGAGGAACAAUCCAACAUCAACCUCUCCAAAUUCCGUAAGCUCCAGCACGAGCUAGAGGAGGCUGAGGAACGGGCUGACAUUGCUGAGUCCCAGGUCAACAAGCUGCGGGUGAAGAGCCGGGAGGUCCACACAAAAAUCAUAAGUGAAGAGUAAUUCAACCGAAUGCUAAAAAGUGACCAAAGAAAUGCACAAAAUGUGAACAUCUUUGUCACUCUGUUUUCUUACUUUGUUUUUCUGCAGAUAAAAAAUUUAUC
Molecule: messenger RNA, 7445 nt
Organism: Leptonychotes weddellii (Weddell seal)
Lineage: Eukaryota; Metazoa; Chordata; Mammalia; Carnivora; Phocidae
Source: RefSeq, a predicted model, not a curated record